Closterium sp. NIES-65 is the source of this 2880-nucleotide messenger RNA. NCBI's taxonomy places the organism in Eukaryota, Viridiplantae, Streptophyta, Zygnematophyceae, Desmidiales, Closteriaceae. The record is from the annotation of a GenBank genome assembly.
AUGGGCGCAGUCGAGCGGAAACCGCGCGGCGCCAUCGACAGCGGAAGAUGCGGUGCAGGCGGAACUUGCGGCGACGCCGGGACUGCUGGAGCCGAUGCGCAUCGAGCUGAUACCCGAGGGCUGGUGGAGCCAAUGCGCGUCGAGCUGAUACCCGAGGAGGGGAAAGUGGACAGCUACCGCAUAGCAGCGGGCAUGAAAUCCCGGCACCCCCCAGGCGUGAUCUACGGGCUCCUGCGCGACUUCAAGCGCGGCCCCGCUAUCUUCCGCCACAUGGACAAGUGCUCCUCCGUGCCGCAGCCCGACGGAAGCUUACUCGUCGUGCAGAACGUCAAGUGGCGGUUCCAGCUGUUCUCGGGGAAAUUCGACCUGGCGCUCUAUUGCCACUGCGACGACGCGACGCGCACUAUCACGUACCGACUGGCAUCUCCUGGAUUCAUGAAAGAUUUUGUCGGCACAUCAACCAUCCGCAGCCUUUCCCUCCCUCACGCCCCACCAUCCUCCUCCUCCUCCCUGCCUCUCACCGUUCCCGGCACACGCGCUAUCAGCCGCCCCCAGCCUCUGCUACAGCCAGAGCUACAGCCCCAUGCACCUCAGCCUAAGUCCUUGCAUCCGGCGCUACAGAUGAAGCCGCUACAGCCGCGCCUCCCGCUACAGCAGCGGCUGCUACAGCUUCAGCAGGCGAUUCCCCUCGGCCGCUUCCCUGCUCAGCUGCUGGCGUUCGGCCGAGUGGCUGUGGGCGAGCCUCGGAUCGAAGGCGAGGGGGUAGGAGGGGGGAUUAUGGGUGGAUGGCCAAGGAUGGGUGAUGGAGCUGCUGGUGCUGUGCCCAUGGUUGCGGCAGCAGGAGCAGUAGGAGCACCAGUAGCAGCAGGAGCAGGAACAGGAGGAGCAGUAGGGAGCAUGGGAGGAGGAGCUAAAAUAGGAGGGGUCGUUCAGUGGAAGGGUGGCGUGUCUGCAGGUGGUGCUUCGGAGCUGGUGAAAUGUGGACCGUCGGAUUGUGGGUCGGAGAUCGAGAUCGUCCAGAGGGUCGAACCAUCCAACUUGCCGCUUGGUCCUUUGACACCUCCUCCCCCGCCUCCCCCCACGUCCGAUCCCCCGUUGCCCCCUCCCCCGCCCUUCCCACCCGCGCAUUCCGCGCUUCCGCCUCCCCCGCCUCCCCCAUCCGGCUCGGGGACUCUCGCACUUCCGCCACCCCCUUCCGGCCCGCAUCCUCCGUCGGCGGAGAAGGGCCGGCAUGCAGGGGGGGAUGGGCGGAGAGACAAGCGCGGAGCUGGCGGGGAUGCUGUUGGGGGAAGCGGCGCAGCAGGCGCAGCAGCAGGGGGGGCUAAGGACGAGAACCGGUUGAAACGGCCGUCGACGUUCCUGUGUAGAGUGAGGUUCACUAAUACCCUGCCCGAGCCAGCAUCACAGCCGAAGCUGCUGCCUCUGGGGGGGGACCCACACCGCUACUCGGCCUACCACGUGUCGACUCUAGAGGCGGACCACCGGCAUCGCCUGCACGUGGAGCCGGAUUUAGGGAUCCCAUUGGACCUGCUCGACCUAUCCGCCUACUGCGCCCCGCCCCCCUCUCAGCGCCCACCACUCCACCCGGCAGACGCGGAACUCCUGAGGGACGAUGAUGCGAGUGUGAAGCACAGGGAGGGCGCGGGGGCAGCAGCAGGGGGGGCGGGUGCGUUGCGAGUGAAGGAGAGACCUACUGAUGCUGGGCUGAGCUGGCUCGUGCACACUCAGUACAUCUCCGCUGCUGGCUCUGGCAGUGCUCCCAAGAAGAGGGUGCUUAAUGAGAAGGAGGCGAAGCUGCUGGCGCUGCAGCUGGAGUUGGCAGAUGAGCAGAUGUACAGUACAAGGGAGGGGCAGAUCCGGUACAUCGAGGAAUCUUUUCAGGCUGCCCGGAAGCCGCCCGUGCACCCGUCAAACCCGAGCCUGGAGGCAGUGGAGGUGUUGCCGGUGCUGCCGCUGUUCUCCCUGGCGGGCCGCCAGUUUGUGCACCUCGUGUUUGACGACACGCCUCUUGCGGAUUCGCCUGCACACAUGCACUUGAAGGAGGAGCAGAAGAAAGAAAUGGAGGCGCGGGCGAUCAUGAAGAAUUUCAAGGUGGCAGCACCGGGGGGAGGGGAGCCACAGUCGUUUGUGGCCUACAUGGUUCCCAACAAGCGCGAGCUGGGGAGGAAGCUGAGGGAAGGGGAGAGUGCUCGGUAUGACUGGGUGCGAGAAUACCACUGGAAGGUGGCCAAGGGGGAGCAAGGUCGAGGAACCUUCCUCUUCUGUUUCAACAAGGACAGUGUGAAUUACCUCCCAAUCAACACGAAGCUCACAGUGGCAAAGAGAAAGGCCAAGGAGGGAGGCAAGGCGAAGGGCGAGGAGGGAGAGAGAGUGGAGUUGCCCGUUCCCUCCAAGAUCACAGUACGGAACCGAUCAGGGGAAGACGCAGAGGAGGAUGACGAGAGAUGCUUUUUGAGAAUUCUCUUAAGUGUCUUGCACGUAUGUUCCCUUCUCUGCACACUUGCUGCUCCCUCCCUUCCACCAGAUCACACCUCUGCUUCUGCUGUCGACCUCCUUGGUAUUGAGAAGGUCGGGACUGCGUCGGCUUCGAGCGGGCGCCGCAGCGGCAAGGGCAAAGGGGGCAAGGGAGGCGGAGGUGACGACGGGGGAGGCGGUGGUGGGGGUGGUGGCGGCGGUGGGGGUGGUGGUGGGGCUGGGGGGACCAGUGGCAGCGGUGGGGGUGGUGGCGGCAGCGGCGGGGGAGGUGGCAGGGGCGGGGGCGGUGGUGGGGGCGGCGGUGGACGCGGCGGCGGCAGGGGAGGGGGUGGUCGAGGAGGUGGCGGCGGCGGUGGUGGUCGUGGAGGCACUGGCGGUGGCCAGAGCCUGCAGCACACUCCGUAG